AUGGCAGGAAAGGACUAUGACCCGGAACUGGAAUUCAACUGUGUUGACUGCGUACAGUGCGAUGCCUUCCAGAAGAUGGUUCAAUGUGACCAAUGUGCGUCUUGGCGGCACUUCUCGUGUGCCGGUGUGGAAGAAUCCGUCGCGGAUCAUGAUUUUAUAUGUCGAUCGUGCUCUGCUGGUAACGAUGACCACAGAAGGAGUUUUGAAUCUGAAAGUGAUACUCUGACGAUGUCAGAUUCUUUGAACCGUCUGAUAAAGCAGCAGGAAUUGGAGAUUAAAAAGCUGGAGUUGGACAUGAAAGAACGAUUUCUCAAGCAGAGAGAAGAUUUAUUGGAAACUGUUGUCGCACGGAGCUCAAGAAGCCGAAAACAUUCGGUGAGUGUCCAAGGAGAUCAACAGCGGCUUCGUGAUUGGAUUAGCGACACGAAUCUGAUUGCAGAUGAUGUGGAAAAGGAAGCCCAAUCUUACCCUAGACCAAUGUCGCAAAAUGCGGAUCUACGGAGCAAGCAACGAUUGGUUGACCGUUUGGAACAGUUUGAACAAAACGGAAGUCCCACUGCAAAUGACGUACAGGAUCUUCUAAAUCUCUGUAAGGAAACCUUGCUCUUGACAGAUAGCGGAAAUAAUACAGGAACCAUUCCCAAGCGUAAUACGACAGGGAAGUCAGUCUACGAAGCGACUGAUCCCACUCUGCGUCCGCCGAGUGUAUUGAAGGAUAGGUUCCUACAGUCGACAAACUUGGAAACAGUUCCAAAAUCUAGCCAGUGGAACUCGGCAAACAAUCGAUGGUUGAACGGAGAGCCAAUUGUACCCGCAUCGAGGAAUCAGCAGUUAACCGCUAGACAGUCAUUAGCUCGUGAACUACCGCGAUUUUCCGGUGAUCCGGCAGAUUGGCCGAUGUUUAUCGCUAAUUUUGAGUACACGACAGCAGCCUGUGGUUUCACAGAUGGUGAGAAUAUGGUGCGUCUUCAGAAGUGUUUGAGUGGUAGUGCUCUUGAAACAGUUCGUAGUCAAUUGGUGUAUCCAGCAGCAGUGCCCCGAGUCAUUGAAGAUCUCCGAUUUCGUUUCGGACGGCCAGAAGUCCUGAUCAACUCUCUUUUGAGUCAAGUGCGCUCGCUCCCUGUCAUUAAAUCGAACAAAUUGGAGGGACUGGUUGAAUUUGGACUAGCGGUGAAAGCUUUAUGCGGACAUAUUGAAGCAGCCAACGAAUUCUCUCAUCUUUUCAAUCCACAGUUGCUCCAGGAACUUGUUACAAAGUUGCCUACAGAACAACAGAUGCUGUGGGCAGCACACCGCCGAGAUUUGCAGAACGUAAACCUUAGAACCUUCAGCGAUUAUAUGGCCAUCGUAGUUCGUGAUGCUACCAGUGUUAUUGUGUACGAACCAGAGAUAAAGAAGAUCAGUUCUCGUGAAGUAAUUCGUGAUAAAUUUAAAUCCAGAGCUUUCAUCAAUUCGCAUUCGAUUGACGUCCAAGGUUCCAGUGAAUAUGUAUCAACUUUAAAACAGCUGGACUGUGGAAGCUGUGGAGAGCCAGGUCAUCGCCUUAGAGAAUGCGAAGCCUUCAAGGAUCUUCCUAUUGAUGAGAGGUGGAGAAGAGUGCGAGCAUUGAAUUUGUGCCAGAUUUGUCUGUAUGGACAUGGACGACGACCAUGUCGUAUAACUCAUCGCUGCAAUAUUGACGGAUGUCAAAACAAACAUCACGCCUUGCUACACUCUAAGAAAACUUCAUCGGAUCAUCAGACAACUCAGUCAGCAGAGAAUCACGCUCACCGUCUUGCAAAUAGUUCCACGCUUUUCCGGAUCAUACCAGUUACAGUUUACAGUUCAGAAGGUCUUGUUGAAACGUUCGCGUUUCUCGACGAAGGAUCGGAUCUAACACUGGUUGAAGAGGGGCUCGCAAAGCAGUUAGGAAUAAGUGGAACUCAUCAACCAUUAUGCCUGCAUUGGACAGGGAACACUUCCCGUAUGGAACAGAAUUCCAGGAAAAUUGACAUUGAAAUCUCAGGCUCUAAUCAGCAAAAACGAUUCAAGAUAACAAAUGCACGCACUGUCUCAACUUUGAAUCUUCCACAGCAGAGUUUCGAUGCGGAGGCAGCGACCAACCGCUAUACGCACUUGAUGGGACUACCAUUGGAGAGCUACAGGAACGCCAACCCGACUAUCUUGAUUGGAAUUGACAAUCUACAGCUAGCACUUCCAAUUGAGAUAAAAGAAAGUGAUAAUUCUGGGAUUGUGGCAGUGAAAACACGUUUAGGAUGGUGCGUGUAUGGAAACCGGAGUAGUCAAUCUGGAAAUAGUUACAGUUUUCACGUUUGCAGUUGCACGAAAGAUUUAGCGCUUCACGACAUAGUUAAACAGUUAUUUGCUUGGGAAGAAACGGGUGUCGCGGUUGAACAAGGAUUAUGCAAGGAAGAUCAACGGGCGUUGGAAUUGUUAAAGCUUUUUACACGAAGAGUGGAUGACCGAUUCGAAACCUGUCUAUUGUGGAUGAGUGAUGAUGUGGAACUCCCAGACAGCUUUCCCAUGAGCUUACGACGCCUAGAAUGCCUUGAGCGGAAGAUGAAUCGCAAUCCUGAACUGCGAGCUAAUAUAAACAAACAAAUAGAGCAGUAUGUGUCCAAGGGUUAUGCUCACAAAGCCACCGUCGAAGAACUUCAACGAGCAGACCCACGCCGAGUGUGGUAUCUUCCACUAGGAGCCGUUACGAACCCGAAGAAGCCAGGCAAAGUACGGCUCGUGUGGGAUGCUGCUGCGAAGGUGAAUGGAAUUUCGUUAAACUGUGUUCUACUUAAAGGCCCUGACCAGCUUUCUUCUUUGCCUAGCGUGUUGUUCCAGUUUCGUCUGUUCAAUGUUGCAGUAACAUCAGAUAUUAAGGAAAUGUUCCAUCAAGUACGGAUAAGAGAGGAAGAUAAGAAUUCGCAGCGUUUUCUUUGGAGAUCCGAUCCCUCACAGCAACCUGACGUAUAUUUGAUGGAUGUAGCAACGUUUGGGUCGAAGUGCUCUCCAGCAUCUGCACAGUAUGUGAAGAACAUCAACGCACAACAGCACAGCGAACAGUACCCUAAAGCAGCAAAAGCAGCAGUUUGCCGUCACUAUGUUGAUGACUACCUGCAAAGUUUUGGGAAAGAGGAAGAGGCGAAGGAGGUGGCAACAGAUGUGAGGACAGUGCAUAGUAAAGGGGGAUUUGCAUUACACAACUGGAGAUCUAAUAGUGAAGCCGUUCUUGAACAUCUAGGAGAGCUGCCGAAUGUCACAGACAAGGAACUUGAUCUGACAAGAGACGAUUCGAUGAGAGAGCGAGUUUUGGGAAUGCUCUGGAAUCCCAGGAGUGAUGAGUUGAGUUUUGCAACACAGAUGAGCGAUGAAGUGAAAGAACUAUUAGAAACAGAAAUGCGACCUACUAAAAGGCAAAUUUUACGCUGCGUGAUGACAUUCUUCGAUCCUUUAGGAUUAUUAGCACCAUUUUUGAUACAUGGAAAAUUGUUAAUCCAAGACUUGUGGCGAUCUGGCAUUGGCUGGGAUCAGGUUGUAGACGAUGCCGUACAUCAGCGCUGGAUCAAUUGGACUAAGAUGAUCAACUAUAUAGCAGAUAUCCGUGUACCCCGUUGUUAUUUCCCUGGAGCCGUGGAGGAAACUUAUCUUCAUGCACAACUACAUGCAUUCUCGGACGCAAGUGAUUCAGCGUAUAGUUGUGCCAUCUAUUUACGAACAAUGAGUGAAAAUGGUUCUUGGAAAACGCGAUUAGUCGCAGGCAAAGCGAAAGUAGCACCACUAAAGCCAGUUACAAUUCCAAGACUUGAACUACAAGGUUGUGUUUUGGCGGCUCGUAUGAUGAAAUUUGUCCAGCAAAACCAUGACAUCGAUAUUGAACAACGGUAUUUGUGGACUGAUUCCAGCACGGCGCUUUCCUGGAUAAAGGCAGAUCCACAUAACUAUCGUCCAUAUGUAGCUCACAGAGUUGGCGAAAUUCAGGAUUUAUCCAGAGGUGAUGAGUGGAGAUGGGUUCCCACGAAAAUGAAUCCUGCAGAUGAAGCAACGAAGUGGGGCAGCGGACCAUAUUUCAAGAACGACAGUAGCUGGUUUGAUGGACCUAAUUUCCUGAAGUCCUCCGAAGACCAUUGGCCUAGAUGCCGAGACUCCCCUAUAAGCACUGAUGAAGAAAAAAAAGCAACGGUAUUGAUCCACCUUCACCGUGAGCCAAUUAUUGGUUAUCAUCGAUUUUCUCGCUGGGAACGACUGCACAGAGCUGUAGCAUAUGCUCUUAGAUUAAAAAAUAUCAUCUCCAAGAAGCAUCGCGCAGAGUCAGAUGUUUUGGAGCAACAUGAGUUGUUGGUAGCGGAACGAGCAAUCAUGAUGGAAGUCCAGUGGGAAAGUUUUCCGGAAGAAAUGGGUUUGUUGACAAAUACCAAGAGCCAUGACGAAAGUUCAACGAUGCAGCAGGCGUGA
Uranotaenia lowii is the source of this 4446-nucleotide messenger RNA. RefSeq lists its product as uncharacterized. The transcript has 4 exons. The record is from RefSeq and is a predicted model, not a curated record. Lineage: Eukaryota; Metazoa; Arthropoda; Insecta; Diptera; Culicidae. Gene Ontology annotation, molecular function: nucleic acid binding; zinc ion binding. The coding region runs from base 1 to 4446 and encodes 1481 amino acids.